Molecule: messenger RNA, 3183 nt
Organism: Peniophora sp. CBMAI 1063
Lineage: Eukaryota; Fungi; Basidiomycota; Agaricomycetes; Russulales; Peniophoraceae
Source: the annotation of a GenBank genome assembly
AUGUUCUCUACACGAUCCAGCCUGAGCCCACGAAAGUCACCGUGGACGAAGCACUUGGUGACUCGCUCAAUGGGUGGUAGCCCUGCCAAGUCGGGGAAACCCUCUCCCAGCCAUGAACGCUCUCAGAGCACACCCAUGACGCUUGCGCUCCCUCGUGAAUACCCCCCUACGCCUCACCUAGACGAGACUGUUGACACCACUCCCUUCUCUGAAUCAUUCUCCACCCUCCUCCGAUUCUCGCCAUACAAGGAUGAAACGGUUGCGGCGACCCCAGCGCUUGCGGAGAGUGGGGACGUCUUCCAACGCGCGCCGGCGCAUAAAUCGAUCCGUCAUGAAGCGAGCUACGUCGUUGAGGCCGUUAGUAAUAUACGUGACGUUGACUCCGAAUGGGACGACGAAGAUAUAGUCGAGGUUAUGGUUGUCCGGGGCGGCGGAAAGACCAAGAAGAAUGCAACUUGUACACCCAAACGUCCUCUGAAGGAUGAUCGCGAGGAAUUUGCGACGACGCCUGCGCCUGCGCCGCCUUUACCGUUGCCCAUGUCCGACAGUUACUCUAUCCUCCGUACCCUGUACCACUCGCAACCCGCCGCGCGCACGAUAUAUCUCGCCUACGCCCAGAAAUCCGCCGGGCUUGUCGUAGUACGCGCGUACAGACAUCCAGUAGGGGAAAAGGCUCAGGCCGAACGUGACACCCUGAGGGCUAUCUCAGAAGUGGACGCCGAGGACGAAAGCCCUUAUCUCGAUCGCCUGAUCUAUGCAUGGGAAGACGACAAGUCUGCCUACCUUGUCACGCCGUAUCAUCAUGGUGGCACGCUGUUGCAGUACAUUCAGAAUCAGGGACCGGUGACGCGUCAACUUCUUCGUACGUGGGGUGCAGAACUUGCCUGCGGACUGAUUUCUCUUCAUGAUCUCGGUGUCAUUCAUGGGGCCGUCAGACCAUCCGUCGUACAAUUACGCGCGAACGGCCAUCUCAUACUCGGUGGAUUCGAGAACGCGAUGCAUUUCAUGCGAGCGGCGCCACGCCCUGUCGACCGUGAGACGGCUGGAGAGUGGCAUCACGCACCAGAGGCCCUCCUUGGCUGGGAGACAGGUCCUGAAGCCGAUUGGUGGGCCUACGGUAUCGUCCUUUCCUGGAUGGCACUCGGACAGCAUCCAUUCUCUCUAUCUGCGUCCGAAAAACUCCGCAGCGACACCAUGAAGAAGCGCAUCCUUGCCGGGACGACGUCCUGCGUUGCACUGAACAGGCUUGAUCCGUCCCUCCGUGGGCUGAUUGAGGAGUGCCUCGAACGCAACCCUGCGAAACGCCUUGGGUUUUUGGCUGUUUGCGAACACCCGAUAUUCGCUGAUAUCGAAUGGGGCACCGUUCUUCACGAAUCGGGACAGGACCUGGACGUUAUUCUGCCGCCAGCAGUGUAUCCUGCCUCUGACUCCCCUGAGCGACCCGUGGUACUAACCCCUUCGCUCCAUACGAAGCGCUCGAAAGCAUCUGUACAGCCUUCGCGCAUUGCGCUUCCUCCGUCGCCCAAGCCCAAUGACAUCAAACAUCGCCACGCACGCACGCUUUCUCAUGCAACGUCGCUCAGCACUUUCUCAUCCGCUCAUCGUGCCGUACUUGGUCGAGCAACUCGUACCCGGCUUCCUGCAGCCCGACCAAUAUCGAUAGCGGUACCGGCGUCUCCCACUACGCAGGCCUCCUUGCGCGGUCAGAGUCCACAGAGUCCUCCUCUCACGCCCAGCCUAUCUCUCUCGCCUCCGACAACAUCUAGUACGCGAAGCUCCAUCCAGACUCCCGCCACUACGCCUCUGCCUCAAGCGGCAGAGAUCAAGGAUAUACCCUCACCUACGCCGAGCGAGGCUGGCCUUGGUUCUCCGGCGCUUUCGUCCUUCAUCGGCUCGCCCAUUCUUACCUCGUCGCCUGCUAUUCGGCUACGACCGCCCAAUCCUGCGCCGGACCGCACAUUGCCGCUUCCACUUGCUGACAGCCCGGUCGGGCUCGACACCAGCAUGUUGACAGUGCGCGCAUCUAUGGUGCCGAAGCCAGUUCCUGCUGGACUUGGGCUCACCAUGAUCGAUGUCGAGGGAAGAUGCGAGGACGUGGAUGAGUUUGGAAUGUGGACCGCCGCUACAUCCAUGGAUGUCUUGAACGGGCAUGAUGAAGGCCAAUAUGACCACAGGCAGGAGAAGGUUGAUGAGGGCGACGAUGAAGAGUGUGACGUUCAAGGCCUGGCUGACACGACCUCUCUCCGUUUGCGUGUUCGUGAUAAGCUGCGCCGUAGGCGGCGCGAAGCGGUAGCUGUGACUCCGACCAAGAAGGGUGGGCGCGAGGGAACGCUGCUCACGCGAGAGGACCUCGCGGACAUUGAGAUCACCGUGCCAGAGCUCGAUUGGUAUCCUGAUCACCCUGGUCUCCCUCCGCCACGCCUUAUGGUCAAUGGCGAGCCAGGACAUGACGGGCUGGAUGUAAAUGCCGACCCGUUCCGCGCCUCCGCCGCGUCAAUGAUGCCGGAUGCCCCUGCCGAUAUACCAACGCCGACGAUCGACGAGGGCGCGUUUACUGUGCGCAAGAACCAAUCCUUCCGCUGGAGCGCUCUCUCGUUAGAGCAGGCAGGCCAGUUCACAAAGACCCCGCCUGUACCAUCCCCCGUUCGCAGCGUCGGCGGUCGUAUCCUGCGCAACGGCGAGGCUCUUCUUCGCCGUAGCCAGUAUUCGCUUCGCUCGCGCUGGAGCCGCGCACCUUCCCACGCAGCUAUGCCCAAUGCACCUCCGGAGACGCCAGCUAUAGCUCCAUCGCCAUCACUCGUCGAUCAACCUUCGACUACGGCAGGGGUAAUCCUCAAGCCAGAUCCGCGCGAGGGGGAGCCCGUAGGUCUCGGAGCGGGUGUGCGACGCAUUGGGCGAGGUAUUGGAUUCACGCAGAAGUCACCGACCUCUUCACCUGCAUCUGCGAGGUAUCAGACGCAACCCCAGCCGAGCGUGCAGAUCCGACAGCCCUCUGCGGUAUGCAUGAACUUUGACGACUCUAUGGAGAUCCCUCGUGGUUGCUACUCUGGUUUCUCCAUGCGUCGCAGGCGGGCUAGCGCGCGCCCGAUCAUCGAAGUUGAAACUGCACCUGCGCGGGAGGGGACAAUGCCGGGUAGCAAGAUCGCCAUGCCAUUAACAAAGACUGCGUUUGGAACACUCUGA